AUGAAUUCACAACUUAUCCCCGUUCUGAAUUACCAGCAGACAAACCCUACGAAGCUAUUGAGUUUGACUGAGAAACUCUUCCAUGACAAUGUGUUCGAAUUAUAUUUGACUCCGCAACAAUUGAUAGUCUUGGAGUAUUUGAUCUCGUUGAAAGAUCAGGAAAUGAAACUCAAAGUUUGGAAUGAGUUGUUAAAUGGUAAUAUGUGUUUGAAAAUGGAAAUUGUUUCCAUUGCUAAUGAAGAUAAGAAUGAAGACAACGAUGCCGAUGAAUCUGCCCUGGGGGACAAAUCUGACGAUAACGUUGACGUUGAGGCGGAUGAAGAUGGGAAUGAUGACAAAGCCAAUGAGGAUGAGUUAUCACAGUUGGAUUUAGAUGAUUUAAAACAGCAUAUUAGUGGACCUAACUUUGUUGGAAAUUUGUCUCUAAAGUUAAGAUACGUUCUUUGGAAAUGUGCCAUUGAUGCCGCAUAUAACGACACUGAAAGUCUGGGAGUGGAUGAUGACAAGGAUCCAUUAGCAUAUGUGCUUUUAGACGAAGAUAAUGAUGAUGAAAACGGACCAGAUAAUACUAAGAAUUCGAGUCUAGCUGUAGUUGAUUCGUCUUCAGAAUUGCAGAAUAGCAAAGGUCUUCCUAUGCAAGAAGCUGUACAUGAUGAAGAUGAUAAUUAUGAUAUGAACGACGAUGAUGAUUAUGAUUCAGAUAUAACUUCCAAUUCAAUUACCAAUAAUAAUAAUAAUAAUAGUUCAGCUGAUACGAAUCCUGUUAUAUUGGAAGUCAACGAAAACAAUAAAUUGGUCUUGACCAUGCAAAUAUCAAAAGUUACCUUAUUAAAUCUUCGAACAAAUGACGUUGAAAAAAUGAUGGGAAAUUGGGAUCAGAUUUAUCAUAAUUUUGAAAAUGAUAAAGAAACCAUGCUUAAACGACUGAAAUUAAAGGAGAAUGACGAAAUGGUAGAAAGUUCUGAAAAGAAAAGACGCCAUAGUGCCAGUUCCAUUGAUGAGGAUGAAAGUACCACAACUAAGGAUGAAAUUAACUCGGAUUCAAAGAAUGAACCAACAGGUGAUGAUCCUGAUCAUGCUAAGAAGAAAAGCAAAUUCAUUGAUAAUAAGAGACCAAAACAGGAAAAGGUCUCCCUGCCGGUAAAUCUAGGUAUUGCAAACCUAUCUCUAAAACAUUUGUUAUCAACUAUACAGGAAAAUAAAUCGAAAUUGAACAUGACAGACUAUGAACUAAGACAUCUUAUUGUCGACGUUCGGAAAAAUAGAUCAAAAUGGACAUCAGACGAGAGAAUAGGUCAAGAGGAACUUUAUGAAGCAUGCGAAAAAGUUGUCCUAGAAUUAAGAAAUUACACAGAACAUUCAACCCCGUUCCUUAAUAAAGUUAGUAAGAGGGAAGCACCCAACUAUCAUCAAAUCAUUAAGAAAUCUAUGGAUCUUAACACAGUAUUGAAAAAAUUGAAAACGUUCCAAUAUCAAUCUAAGCAAGAAUUUGUGGACGAUAUUAUGCUUAUAUGGAAGAACUGUUUAACAUAUAAUUCAGAUCCAACUCACUUCCUAAGAGCCCAUGCUAUUGCAAUGCAAAAAAAAUCGCUACAAUUAAUACCAAUGAUUCCUGAUAUUACUAUUCGAAACCGUGCGGAUAUUGAAAAAGAAAUGGAAGGAGAUGAUAAAGAUAAAGACGGUGAUGAAGAAGAUGAAGAUGAGGAAGUGGCCGGAUCAGGAAGGAAAGGUUUGAAUAUGGGUGCUCACAUGCCAGCAAGUGGAUCCACUGAUGAAACUGCUGGUAAAGAACCUAUUGUCGAAGAAUUAAAACCAACAUCAGAUUUUCAAAAGGAACCACUAGUUAAGAAGGAAUCAACUGACGCAACCGUGGAGGAAGGUGUGACUGUUCCCCUCUCCAAUAAAGUAUAUGGUCAAAGUUCUAAAGAUGAAGAGGGAAAGGAAGUUGCACAAGAGGAAGAAGAAAUUGAGGAAGAAAAAGAUCAAGCAAAACAGAAUAAAGAGGAGUUUGAUACCAAAGAGGAGGAGGUAGCUAAGGAGGAGGAAGAAGAGGAGGAGGAGGAGGAGGAGGAAGAGGAGCCCACUUCUCCUGCCUUUGUGGUAGAAAGAGAUGACGACAGAGAUGAUAUAGAACUUUCGGUAUGGAAAUCUCUAACAGCAAAGCUACGUGCAGAUAUAUGUUUGAAAAGAUCCGAAUAUUUUAAAAAUAAUGAAUUGAGUAAAGAUUCAGAAGCAUUUUUAAAGGAUCCUCAAAAGAUGAAAACUUUCCACAAUUUAUUAGUUGAAUACAUUGAUCAACGAAAUGCCGAGUUAUAUAGGCAGAAAAUGGAAGAAGAUUCGAUGAUGAAAAACGGUUUUAGUGCCACUGUUAAACAAGAGGAUGCGGAGGAAGAGGAAGCUCAACCACCAAAUUCUGACUUAAUUGACAAUAAAACCCUUUUGAACAAGAACCUUAAUGAUUUUGAACUUGAUAAUGCUUCAUUUUUACAAGAGUAUGAUGUUAACAACUCUAUUCCAGAACUAAAGUACGGAGGUGUCGCUAAGGAUAUUGUUGAUAGACAAGAGAAUGCCACGGUUAGGGUGCUUCUUGAAUUGGAGAAUCAAAAGCCCAGCGCCUUAUUAACCAAUAGAACGAAGGGAUACACUCCGAAGUUAAAUAAGAAUAUUUCUUUGAUUCAAGAAAUUAGACACAUAUGUCACAAGAUAUCGUUAAUUCGAUUGUUACAAAACCCAGCGUUCCUUCAAAAUUCAAAAAAUGCAAACAACCCUAACUCUUUCCUUAAUUCACAUCAAUAUAAAUAUUCCUCCAUUGAUGACUCAAUUGAUUUGGAUCCUAUAUCUCAGCUGCCGACACAUGACUACAGGAGUAAUAAAAAAGUAAUGUGGGAAGCCUUGUAUAAGAAUGUCGCAAAAAUAGCAAUGACGAAUGGGUUUGAAAGUACGCAACCAUCAGCAGUCAAUAUGCUCACCGAGAUUGCAGGAAAUUAUAUAUCGAAUCUGAUCAAGACAGUUAAGUUGCAUAAUGAGACAAACUCACUUAAUCGAAGCAAUGCUAAUGAAAUAUUGCACAUGUCCCUUUUGGAAAAUGGUAUUAAUAAACCAGAUGAUCUUUACACUUACGUUGAAUCAGAAUUUGAAAAAAAGACAAGAAAACUGACUGACCUUAAGGCUAAAUUAGAAAACUUUUUGAAGGAUUUAUUGAGACCUUCAUUACAAGAGUUGUCUGAACGGAAUUUCGAAGAUGAAAGUCAAAGUUUCUUAACUGGUGAUUUUGCAAAUGAACUUACAGGUGAGGAUUUCUUCGGUUUCAAGGAACUUGGUUUAGAGAAAGAAUUUGGGGUUUUAAGUUCUUCGGUACCAUUGCAAUUACUGACUUCUCAGUUUCAAGCUACGGGUGAUGUCGCAAAAGUCCAAGAAAAAAAGAUUCAAUCAGAGGAAGUGGAUGGUGUCGUUUAUUCAAAGGUCACUAAUGAAAGUAUAAACAACAUGAGGUCGUGGAGUACCCUCUUGCCACUUUUAGAAAAGGCACAGGAACGUUCCAGAAAUUACACCUCCAAGACAAACAAGGGAGCAGCUAGUGAUACAAACGUGAUGGAAGAAACUGAUAGUUCUAAAUCGUACACUUUGUUGGAAGAUGAUGAAAUGGUAUUCAAGCAAAAAACUGGUAAUAAAAUAAGAUUACCACCUACAGGGAAAAUCAGUACCGCAUACAAGAAAAAACCAUUAGAUGGCGCAUUUAUAGUACCUGAGGAGGAACCCAAAGAGGCUACGCCAAAGAGUGAACCAAUCUCUACUCAAGAACAAGGAACUUUAACGAAUAAUAACUCAGAAAUUUUGCAAAAUUCUUUAAUUUUUGGUACUCCUUUGGAGAAUAAUUUUGGUUUGGAAGAUGACCUUGGAAACAUGGAAAAUACCGGCUCAUUCAAUCUAAGUUUACGUUGA
Molecule: messenger RNA, 3942 nt
Organism: Naumovozyma castellii
Lineage: Eukaryota; Fungi; Ascomycota; Saccharomycetes; Saccharomycetales; Saccharomycetaceae
Gene: SPT7
Product: SAGA histone acetyltransferase complex subunit SPT7
Exons: 1
Coding region: 1-3942 (1313 amino acids)
Source: RefSeq, a predicted model, not a curated record